CUAUGUAGCGAAGCAACGUGAUGUGUGUGAGUGACGUCACACGUCACGUUGCGCUGCUUAGUUACGCGUCCUGGCUGCUGUUGACAAGAAGUAGAGCUACAAGACCGUUCGCUGUCCCAAGCCCUAUAGAUGCGGCCCCGGCAGCCUCCCCGCUGUCCGCCAAUGAGUUUACUUAUCCAAUUCACCGCUCGCCUUCCGUAGAUACCAACUUCACUCCUUCAGGAGAAGAAAACAUGCAAAGCCAACAAGCUCCCUCAUUCGCAAACCAAAAAACACAUCUGGAAAUAAACUUGGAUGAUGAAAGACAGGAGCUGCUUGAAGAACAAAAAUUAUGUCGAAUACGAGCGCAAAAAUUAAGCAUAGAGACGAAUCGGCGAAGAAAAGCCCUGGCAGAGAAACGCCGAGAGGAGGAAGUGAAGGAGCAGAGAUUCAGAGAGACUGUCCUCCAGCAGAGGAAGCAGAAAUUGCAAGAAGUGACAGAGAAGUUCCUACGCGCUCACCUACCGCCUUCACAGCGUCGGAGAACAGCUUAUGUUAUUCAUAAAAAGCCCACCCCAAAGCUGGAAGAUGCUCUGAAUCAGAUUCAAGGAUCAGUUACCCCAUCAUUCUAUUAUUUAUCGAAUAACACGCAUCCAAGCCAUACCAGAAAUACAGAUACGCCCUCAAGCAUAUCAAGUGCAGGACAUGGGACCUGGCAUAAAAAGCAACAGUCAGCCACAAAGUUGGGAUUUGAAAAGACUUUUCAAGAAAAAAGUGCCAUUCAUCUGGAUAGCAAUCAACUUUACUUCCAGCACAGACUGGAGGAAGCACAGCGUCUCCUUGAAGAGCAGCAUCUGAGCAACCUAAAGAACUUCCACCGUGAAGUAGAACACCUCGCCCGUUCUGAAAGUCUGUCAAGCGUGGACAGCCUGGAAGAAGAGAAAGAAGUUAAAACAGAAGAAAACAUUGCAGCUAUAAACUUACAGAAUGCUUUUUCAGCAAUAGAUCUUUUUCCUCUGAAUAAUGUCACUGUGGAAGCGUCUAAUGAAUAUCAAGUUCGUGAUGAAAAUGUGUCUGCUUUGAAUGGUCUGAGUCAUACUACACCUAAUCCCUUAUCGCCUGACAGAAUGGCAACAAAUAUAAUGUUAUAUGACCAGGAUCCAGAUGUUCUGAUUGGUCAUAUGCAGAAGGAUAUAAUGACUAACGCUUUUACCCAGAAUGGCAUUCUAUUUCCACAAAAGCCACCGAUUGCUUCUACUCAAAACAAAGAGAAUGUUCGAGAAAAAACUAAUCCUUGGACUGCUGUGUCUGAACAUGACAGCAGAGAACACUCAUUAAAAAUUUUAGCUAAACCAACCAAUGCUUGGGGCACUCCGGAACCCACACCCAAUGGAGUCGUUCAGACCUUAGUGCCGCAGGAAAAGAAAGACCCAACGCAACCAUCAGAAAAGCCCCCUAUCACAAGUCAACCUUUCACCACUCCUAUAGUCAUCUCAUCCACUGAAUGGGUUCCUUAUUUUCAGGGUGAACAUAAAAGCGAUAGACAUCCGGAAGAAAUGUUUUACGUUGCCAGUGCGGGUAAUGGGGUAGAAACAAACAAUACUGAAAUGCGACACGGGCAACAUAAGAGUGUAGAAACUCCUAGUGAGAAGUUAUCGGUGCAAGAAAGUUCACCUAUAUUUACACCCAUGUGCAGUAACAAUUCCAAAGGCACAGAGAAUCCGCCACAUCUUCCUUUACGAGAUAUGCAAGUUGGUUUCCCUUCACAGUGUAAAAAGGCAAAAAUCAACCUCUCCGGAAAAGAUGAAAAACGUUUUUUAAAAGGCAUUUUAAAGAAAGGUUCAAAAUACGAGCUUGGCUACAGCAGAGCCUUGGGCAUCAGCAAAAUAUUACAGACUGGUGACGCAGGUACAAAUGCUAUCCGGGACAGCAUUGAACUCGUCAAAGAAAAAGAGAAUAAAAAAACAGGCAAGAAAAAACUAAGAUGGUUAGAUGAGAUUGAUAAAAUAAUGACUGAAAAAGAGGCGAGCAAUGUGGAGAGGAAUGUAAGUGCUUCACCCAAGUCAAACAUUGAACAUUCUGAGAGUUUGGGUCAUCAAGUGGGUGACCCGGCACCUUUCGGUUCUACAGCCGAAACAGAAAAAAUAUCCAAUGGGCAUUGUGGCUCUGUGCAUUCCACAGGCUUCCAUGUUGCUAAACAAGCUUGGCAGGCAAGUAAAGGUUUGGAAACCAGUGCAACAGAUUGUAAUAAUAACAGACAUGUACCCAAAGGGAAGACAAAAAUCAUACGGAGACCAAAAUCUGCAAAGAACCAAAGUUCUGUUCUGCACAAACAUAGAAAGGGAACGAUAAUCCGACCACAAUCAGCUAGUGAGGCAAGCAAAAUUGUUAGAUCUCAGGGAAAAAUAAUGAUGCCCCGUCCUCCUCCAAGGCCUGUCUCAGGCAAAGUAAAUAACCCCACUGUAGCCAACAGCACUCUUCAGAGUCAAAAUCGUUCCCACAGUGGGAAUAACAUGAUGCUACCAUCCAAUCUGGUUGUGGCAAAGGAUGUUGGUACCUUUCAAGGUUCAGCACCAUCUGCAGGAAAUCUGUUGGCUGCAAAUCCCUACAAUUCGUCUACUUGGGAACCUAGCACAAAAUCGGCGAUGACUUUACAAGAUAGCCUGCCCAUGUCUACUAAAAGAUACCCCGUAUAUGGGGAAAAUGGAAUACGCUUGGAUCAUACCCCGACUGAUGAUGAAAUUGCUGUUCUGUGGCAAGGAGUACGUACAGCAUUAACACACAAACAUUCUGGAACAGGAACUUUCCAACCUGGUGAUCAGCGGCCGAGCAUGCAGCCGACACGGACUAACUUAUCACAUGUUAUUAUUGACGGGGGAAAUCUGCUGACUAAUAUGAAAUCGUUUUCUAGAAUAAAUGGAUAUUUCUCACCACCCACAAAUGGUCACCUUGCACUUACGCGGAGAAAACAGAUCUUAGACAACAACGAAAACAAGCACAGGGCACUGAUGGAACAGAGGCGGAUGAAUCCAAACUCUACAAACUGGCGGCAUCUGCAGACUGAGAAUGAGCACACACUGAAGAUAAAUCCGUUGGCGAGUGCACGAGAACCAGUGCCGUCAGCAUUUAGUCAUUCCGGUGAAGUUUCAGAGAGCACAGCUCAGUUUAUGCUGGCUGAGGACCUGGUGGAAACAUCUGCCACCGAAGGGGAAAUUCUAGCUGAGAUACAAGCUAUGUCAUCCAGCAGAAAAGGCCUUCAGAUGCACAAAGGUCCUCAUGGUACAUGUCUUAGUGCUUUGUCUCAGGAGGAACAAAAGCUUCUACAAUCACUAGACCGUCUCAACCAGAGAUUGCAGAAUGUCCAGGAAGCCAUAGUCAAAUAUCCAACAUCAACAAUGAAUUUUCCAGGGAAAUCUCAACUGAAUCUCCAACAAUCUCCCUCCCACCCUUCUGACACACCAGCGCAUGUGCAGCGAUUUCGCAGUUUGUCAGCUGAUCCACGCAUAAAAAUCCAAAGACGGUACUGAAUCGCCAGCAACAAACACCAGAGUAUUAUCUGCCACUGUAAUACAUCUUAUAUGGACUAUCAGUACUAUGUACUAUAUGCAGUAGAAAACGACAUUUUAUAGCAACAUUUCACAGGAGCGGUGGGGAUUUGCCAGCAUUCUGUCUUACAUUUCACAUAUUUCUCACAUUUGCUUUCAGUUUUUUGUCUCAAUGACUGAAUCUCAUAAAUAUCCUUUCCUUGUAUUACAUAUUUGGUACAUUUAAUUCCUUAAUGAAUUGGACUCAUAGAGAUGAGUAGGAGGAUCUGCCAACUCUUAUAGCAAAUCCUCUUUGGUAACUACAUGUUUAACUUGGGAUUUCUGUGUUUUGCCUACAAUUAAUUAUUGUUAUUUACAGAACUAUUUAUUUUUAUAUUCUGUAGAAUGGGGUGAUGUUAUUAUUAUCUAUGUGAGAGUUGGCAGAUUUCCACAUACAUCACCUUCUGUUGUAGUGUAUUUUGGAAGGUAAUUAAUAUAUGUAAAUAAAAUAAUGAUAUAAUAAUGCACCCUGUGCAUUGGGGGCUGUAGCUGGUCUCACAGCUUAUCACUACUGGUCAGAAUCAGAAGUGCUGAUGUUCUCACGCCUCACUUGAGAUUAUGCAGUGUAAACAUUAUGAGGGAUAUAUAUAUAUAUAUAUAUAU
Molecule: messenger RNA, 4166 nt
Organism: Xenopus laevis (African clawed frog)
Lineage: Eukaryota; Metazoa; Chordata; Amphibia; Anura; Pipidae
Gene: cep126.L
Product: centrosomal protein of 126 kDa
Exons: 12
Coding region: 21-3506 (1161 amino acids)
Biological process (GO): non-motile cilium assembly; cytoplasmic microtubule organization; cilium assembly
Cellular component (GO): centrosome; midbody; ciliary base
Source: RefSeq, a predicted model, not a curated record